Messenger RNA from Cydia strobilella, 402 nucleotides. RefSeq lists its product as uncharacterized. NCBI's taxonomy places the organism in Eukaryota, Metazoa, Arthropoda, Insecta, Lepidoptera, Tortricidae. The coding region runs from base 67 to 402 and encodes 111 amino acids. The record is from RefSeq and is a predicted model, not a curated record. The transcript has 3 exons.
CCGUGGUUGCCUCGCGAGCGAAGCAAACAAUACAUCAAUACAAUUGUGUUGUUCUUACUCGUCGCGAUGCUCGUGUUCCUGAUGCUGCCCGAUUGGGAAAACGAAGACGAAGAAUUUGAGGAAGUAUUAAAUGGCCAAAACUCAGUUCCUCGUGCUAUGAUGAUGCGAUCGCGAUACGUAGCGGGACAUACGCGGGCACACGGCGAGCUGUGCCCCGACCGCGGCGCGCGCACCGGCCUCGUGAUCCUCGUGGCGUCAGCGCCGGCGCACCGCGCGGCGCGCGACGCCAUCCGCGCCACCUGCCCGCGCAGCAUGCGGCGCGCCCCAACCACGUCGCGCUCGCCUUCCUCCUCGGCGUCACGCCUCCGCCCCUGCGCGACGCAAUACUCGACCAUAGAGUAA